AUGGGCCACACCGCUCCGGCGGCCUCGGCGCUGCGAAGGAACACGUCUAUGUCGACGACGCCCUCCAUCCAGCAGUCGCUGAGCCGCAGUCAUGGCCAUAGCUCGGGCAUGCGCUCGUCGACAUCGACGCCCAACAUGCGCGACCUCAUGACGCAGUCGGCGCCUGGGCGCAAGCAGACGAAGAACCGCAUGGGCUCUUUCAAUCCCUCGCUCUUGAGUCAGUCCGUGCCACGUGCCAAGCCGCUGUUGCUCCCCGCGCCCGAGCCGACGCUACCGCCGCCGACGACCGAGUCGCUCGCGCUCAUCCUCAAACCGACGUCCGCCGACUUUCGCCCGCGCUGCGCCGUGUGCGAAGCCGCGCUCGUCGUGCAGCCCAUCAGCGACGUCGUGCCGUCCAGCUCGGACGACUCGCUCGCCUCGCUCUUGCAUCUGCAGACGAUUCCAGACCCCAUGGUCUACGAGACAACCGAUGACGACGAAGCAGCGGCCAACGACGACAAGGACGACGAGGCGCCGACUGUCGACCACAGCUACGUCUACGUCCGCGACGAAGUGUGGGAAAACCAAGCCUUGACCGACGGUUUAUGGGCUCGCGCCGGUGGCACGACGCCGCCGUACGUGGCUGGCGACUCGAACCUGCCGCUGGAAGCGCUGCCCGACAAGACGUCGUCGACCAGCGCGUGGCUCGACGAGUGGUCGCCCGACGUGCUCCUUGCUGGCUGCGACGACGAAGGCUGGCUCUACGCGGGCAGCUUUGCCCAGCUCGACGAUAAUGCGUCGUCGUCGUCGUCGUCCUUGGCAUCGACGCAGCGCGCACGGCGCCGGCGGCUCGUGCGUCAUCGCAAGAUCCGUCACACACAAGAAGGCUGGUGGAACGAAGUCAUGGACCGCAGCCUGCACUUUUCGUCGCUCAAGACGCCCAUGUGCCAUCCAUGCGCCGAAGCGCUGCAGACGACCUUGCGCACAGAACUGGGCCGGCUCGCGGCCGACGAGGCGUCGUACGACACGUACCUCGAGUCGCUCGCGCACGCAGUCGACGACGACGACACACUGGGCCGUGCACGCCAUAUCAAGGCCCGUCCCGGGCGGAAAGGUCUGGCGAAAAUGAGCCACCUCACGUGGCAGGACGCCAAUAUGGACGAUUUUGAUGAGGACGACGUGGACCUCGAGCUCUUGACCUUGGACGAACUCGAGCUCAAAGCGCGCGCACUGGACGACUUGCUGCGGUACAUGGACGACGAAAGCGCACUCGUGCUGCGGAACCGUGAGCUCAUUUGGUCGUGUGCGACGGAGCUCGCGAGCUUGCAACGCGACUCGUUUGAGCAAGGCGCGACCGUGCAGCUGUUACAUACGAGCACGAAAGAAGAGCGGUCGUCCGUGUCGACGUUCGCGGUCCAUGCGUCGGAUGUCCUCCGGUGCCUCCAGCGCUACAACGUCUUCAACGACACCUUUCACAUUUGGCACGAAGGCUCAUUUGGCACGAUCAACGGUCUCCGGCUCGGGCGCCUCCCGAGCAAGCCCGUCGAGUGGGCCGAGAUCAACGCGGCGCUCGGCCAAGCCACGCUGCUGUUGGCGACCGUCGCGAGCCGCGCGAACCUCAACUUUGCACGCCACACGCCCGUCGCGCGAGGUAGCUACUCCAAGAUGCUCACGGCGCAGUCCAAAGACAAGCGGAAAGAGUACCCGCUGUACUCGGACGGGAGCUUUUUUCAGCGGCAAAAGUUCAACCAAGCGCUCGUCUUCUUCCUCGAGUGCGUCGACGAAGCCGGUGUCCGCGCCAUGCGCGAAGAGCCCUCACUGCGCUUUCCGCCGACACUGCGCGACAGCAUGUACGCGCCAAGUCCGUGA
Molecule: messenger RNA, 1848 nt
Organism: Saprolegnia parasitica CBS 223.65
Lineage: Eukaryota; Oomycota; Saprolegniomycetes; Saprolegniales; Saprolegniaceae
Exons: 4
Coding region: 1-1848 (615 amino acids)
Biological process (GO): autophagosome assembly; autophagy; cellular response to nitrogen starvation
Cellular component (GO): phosphatidylinositol 3-kinase complex, class III, type II; phagophore assembly site; phosphatidylinositol 3-kinase complex, class III, type I
Source: RefSeq, a predicted model, not a curated record